Molecule: messenger RNA, 1856 nt
Organism: Amborella trichopoda
Lineage: Eukaryota; Viridiplantae; Streptophyta; Magnoliopsida; Amborellales; Amborellaceae
Product: FAD/NAD(P)-binding oxidoreductase family protein
Biological process (GO): xanthophyll biosynthetic process; carotene biosynthetic process; ubiquinone biosynthetic process
Cellular component (GO): mitochondrion
Molecular function (GO): 4-hydroxy-3-all-trans-polyprenylbenzoate oxygenase activity; FAD binding
Source: RefSeq, a predicted model, not a curated record
GUGAGAUUCGAAGCUUACUUGUACUCACCAAAAGUUGCAAAUUCCAUUUUUUUUUUCGUUUGCUCUAUGGAACUUGUUGUAAGAUGAUUGAAUUUAGUUGCAGAGAGAGUAACAGCACAUCAACUAUUUAACCCGCAGAUCAACUAUUUAACCCAAAUCAAAAGAGAACAGAACAAUGGUUUCCUCCCUCUCUACUUCAGUAAGAACGAUUGGCAGGAUGCGUGCCUGGAAUUGUGCAUCCGCUUUCCGUACAUGGAUUUUAUUGAAGAGGAGUUAUGCAAGUGAUGCUGCCAAAGCUAGUUUGAAUCAUCAAGCUGAAAAUGUUCAUGAGGGUGGAGAUAAGCCUGUUGAAACAAAUAAUGUUGAGCAGUAUGAUGUUGCCAUUGUCGGAGGAGGCAUGGUUGGCAUGGCUCUUGCUUGUACUCUAGCAAGCAUGCCAUUGACAAAAUCAUUAAGUAUUGCAAUAAUCGAUAGCAAUCCUGCCUUGGGAUCAAGAAAACACAUUCCAAACGACAGUAUUCCUGAUCCAAGAGUUAGCACUGUGACACCUGCAACUCUGUCUCAUUUCAAGGAUAUUGGUGCUUGGGAAUAUAUUAAAAAACAUAGCCAUGCAUUUUUUGAUAAGAUGCAGGUAUGGGACUACACAGGCCUGGGUUACACCAGGUACAAUGCAAAGGAUGUUGGUAGAGAAAUUCUAGGGUGCGUAGUGGAGAAUAAGGUGCUUCAGAGUUCUCUUCUGUCACGUUUACAGGAUGCAGGAGUUGGUGAGAGAAUUUACCCAGCUAAGUUGACCUCUAUGUCACUACAGUCACACUUUCCCUCUGCAGUUGAUAUGCUAGAUAUCGAGACAUCAAAUUAUUCAAGCCGAACCUCUGGAGACCCCAAACGUCACGGAUGCUUAGCAAAGUUGGAUCUAAGUGAUGGAAAUACUCUCUACACAAAACUUGUGGUUGGAGCUGAUGGAGCCAAGUCAAGUGUUAGGAAAAUAGCUGGACUGAAAACAACUGGAUGGAACUAUUCUCAGCAUGCAGUCAUCUGCACUGUUAAACACGCAACUGAAAAUCACUGUGCAUGGCAACGAUUCCUUCCAUCUGGUCCCAUAGCACUUUUACCAAUAGGGGAUACAUACAGUAAUAUUGUGUGGACAAUGACUCCCCAUGAGGCUUCCAAUCAUAAAUCAAUGCAUGAGGAUGAUUUUGUGAAAGCGAUAAACCAUGCUUUGGAUUAUGGAUAUGGUCCUCAUCCUCAUUCCAAUCUUGGUUUCAUCGAUAAAUUCUCAUGGUUGGCAGGGGGUGCAAUAUCUUCAAUGAAAGAAAGUUUUGAGGUGCCUCCCAAAAUAGACCAGUUGGUCUCCGAAAGGAUGGCAUUUCCUCUGUCUCUUAUGCAUGCACAUGAAUAUGCAUCACAUCGUGUGGUGCUUAUUGGCGACGCAGCUCACGCUGUACAUCCUUUGGCAGGCCAAGGAGUAAAUUUGGGGUUUGGUGAUGCAAUUUGUCUUUCAAAUAUUAUUGCGGAAGGAAUUUUAGUGGGUUCAGACAUUGGUGAGCUGUCACUGUUGAAGAAAUAUGAGAAAGAAAGGAAGAUGGCUAAUUUGACAAUGAUGGCUAUCCUUGAUGGUUUUCAGAAGGCCUUCUCAGUCGAUCUUGGACCCAUAAACCUUCUAAGGGCGGCUGCCUUCCAUGGUGCUCAGUACAUUGGACCCCUCAAAAGAAAUAUUAUCUCCUAUGCGACAGGUGAACAGAAGUGGCCGUUGUUUGGCUAACACAAUGAAAAGCCACCAAAUUUUGUAAUAAUUACAAUCGGUAACUAAAUGGUAAAAAAUUUCUCAUUGUCAAUAGAAAUAAAAUUUUAUAUAA